AUGGGAAAAGCUCCAACAUUAAUGUUGUUUUUCUCUUGUGUUCUGUUCUCUCUAUGUGCCUCAUCAUUCGCUCAAACCUGCAAGAGCUAUACUUUCUCUAGCAAAAGGGUAUACACCUCAUGCCAAGACCUUCCUGUUUUGAGUGCUUUCCUUCACUGGAGCUACGACCAAUCAACCAACAAAGUUGACAUUGCUUUCAGGCUCACAGGAACCUCAAAUUCGAGAUGGAUUGCUUGGGGCAUCAACCCUACAGGACAGGGAAUGGUCGGAGCACAAGCCCUUGUGGCCUAUCAAACCUCCAGCUCAGCCAUGCAUGCAUACACGUCACCAGUGCCUGCAUAUCACACAUGGUUGCCAGAGGGUAGUUUGAGCUUUGGGGUUUCAAAUCUCUCUGCAACAUUUGAGAAUGGCAAUGAGAUGAUGAUAUUUGCUACACUGGCCCUUGAUGGUGCCAUGAAAACAGUGAACCAUGUCUGGCAAGAAGGUCCUCUCAUUGAAGGGAACCCUAGGAAACAUGAUAUCUCUCCAGGUUCACCUAAUUUGAGAUCAUUAGGCACCUUGAAUCUUCUGGAUAACCACCAUGUGUAG
Molecule: messenger RNA, 588 nt
Organism: Corylus avellana
Lineage: Eukaryota; Viridiplantae; Streptophyta; Magnoliopsida; Fagales; Betulaceae
Source: RefSeq, a predicted model, not a curated record